Molecule: messenger RNA, 897 nt
Organism: Dermacentor andersoni
Lineage: Eukaryota; Metazoa; Arthropoda; Arachnida; Ixodida; Ixodidae
Source: RefSeq, a predicted model, not a curated record
UUUCCUGGACGGUGAUCGCACAUCAAUCGCUUGGUGGGCGUGCAGUCAAUCCAUGCUAUGCUGAGCAAUCUUCUGACCCAUCAUGGCACAUAUCGACAAUCGACGCAAACUCAUGGCUGUACAAAGAACGCUGCAAGGCUCACUUGGAUGGUUUCUCAAUGACGCCGUCUCAAUGACGCUAUCCAUUAUUACAAUGUAUUGCGCAGGAGCAGCUCUCACCGGUCAUCUAUUGAACACCAAGAGAACCAAUAGGCCAAGGAAUCACCGUGCAGGCGUAUGUAUAUUAUGACGAUCGUUUCAAUAAUUUAUCUACAGAUCUCCAGAAAUACUUCAACAACACAUUUCAAAAGAUUCAGGAAAUGUUAAACAAUCGAUCCAUCAUGCUGAACUUUAACCUGACGGAGACUAUAAAGAAUGACAGUCUACCUGUGUUUUUGGACACAAAAAGAAAGCUAGUAAAUGGAAGUGCCACACUGCAAGCCCUGGAAGAGUUGAUGAGUUACAAGAAUCUAUCCCGUGAAUCGAUGGGUUAUUACUUUAGUGGGUACCAAAUCUUCGAAAACGCUACAUAUCAUUCUGACGAUCUCCAUACCAACAAUACAUUUUGUACCACGGAUCCUACUGCGGCGGUGUUCAUGACAUUACCACAACCAGGCUUUCAUCUGACUGCUUACAAAAUGACCUUAUUCAUGCUCGGUUCUACUCACACGCCAAAUCCGACGGAUGACGAUUACAAAAAACUGAAUGAGACCUUCCAGAUGUGCUUGAAAAAGGAAGACACGGAACCUACUGCAGCAGGAAACUGAUACUGUGGAGAGGCACAUAUUUGCUAUAGGAAAGCAGAAACAUCAAUGUUUACAAAAUAUUGCGCAAACAGUAAAUAAAGCAAUAGAUAAG